UUCUAUAUAUAUAACAGAGACAAAACCACAAUUACAUUCACUUCACUUACAACAAAAGAUUUACUAAGAUGGAGAUAUUGUCGCAAAUGUGGUCUCUCUUAGGCCUCCUCACAGUCCUCCAAAACAUCUUGCCCUCACAGCUUCUCUCUCUCUUACACUCCUUCUAUGAGUCCCUCCAAGACUUCUUUAGCCCAUAUUCGUACUUCGAAAUCCCCGAAUUCAAUGGCUACUGUGGCGUCGACGUCAACGACCUCUACCGCCAUGUCAACCUCUACCUCAACUCCGUCAACCCCUCCACCUCCUGCCGCCGCCUCACCCUCUCCCGCUCCAAAUCAUCCAACCGCAUUUCCUUCACCGUCGCCCCCAACCACACCGUCCACGACACCUUCACCGGCCACCACCUCUCGUGGACUCACCACGUCGACACCGUCCAAGACUCCCUGGACGAGAAGCGGAGCUUCACUCUCAAGCUCCCCAAACGCCACCGUUUAACCCUACUCUCACCCUACCUCGACCAUGUCACGACGCGUGCUGAAGAGUUCGAGCGCGUGUCACGUGAACGGAGGCUCUUUACUAACAACGGCCACGGCUCGUACGAGUCCGGCUGGGCCUCCGUCCCGUUCCGCCACCCGUCCACCUUCGAGACGCUCGCCCUCGAGCCGGAGACAAAGAAGCAACUCACGGAGGACUUAACCGCAUUUGCUGAUGGAAAAGACUUCUAUCAUAAAAUUGGACGUGCAUGGAAGCGUGGCUACUUGCUGUACGGCCCUCCCGGCUCCGGCAAGUCCAGUCUCAUCGCCGCAAUGGCGAAUUAUUUAUGUUACGACGUGUAUGAUCUUGAACUCACUAAAGUGUCAGACAAUUCAGAGCUUAGAGCUUUGCUCAUACAGACGACGAACCGGUCCAUCAUUGUCAUCGAAGAUAUCGAUUGCUCGGUCGAUCUGACCCGUGACAGAUCCUUGUCAAAGCUAAAGAAAGCAUCACACCAUGAGAAAAACCGGCGGGAUGGCGAAAACCGGGACGAAAACGGCCGGGUGACUUUGUCCGGGUUGCUGAACUUCACCGACGGACUAUGGUCGUGCUGUGGAGAGGAGAGGAUUAUAGUGUUUACGACCAACCAUAGGGACAAUGUCGACCCGGCACUGGUUAGGUGUGGGAGGAUGGACGUGCAUGUUAGCCUAGGCACGUGCGGGAUGCAUGCGUUCAAGGCGUUGGUGAUGAACUACUUGGGCGUGGAGUCGCACGCGCUGUUUGACGUGGCGGAGAGUUGUAUAAGGUCGGGUGGGGCCCUCACGCCAGCUCAGAUAGGGGAGAUCCUGCUGAGGAACAGGAGGAAUGCUGACGUGGCGGUCAAGGCUGUAAUAACAGCGAUGCAGGCGAGGAUUUUGGGAGCUGACGUUGAGCUGCCGGAGAUGGAUGCGGAGGAGUGUAUGGUGGUGGAGAGAGGGUUGGAGUCGCCGCCGGGGAAUUGGGAGACCUCGCCCGGGAGUUUUGGCGGGAAGAAGAAGAGAGAGGGAUCCACAUGGGAGAGAAAGGUCAAAUUUCUUGUGAGACUUAGAUCUUUGACCAAGUCAGACUCUGGAAGGAGGGGUAUCUGAUGUCUAAUGUGAGCCAAGGUGUACACUACUGUUUAGAGGACACUCCUCCCAAAAGAGGGAGGUUAAGCGUUGGCUCAGCUUUUGGUUUACUAAUCUAAAUUUUAAGCCUUUGUUGUAA
Cornus florida is the source of this 1716-nucleotide messenger RNA. Its product is annotated as AAA-ATPase At4g30250-like. The transcript has a single exon. Lineage: Eukaryota; Viridiplantae; Streptophyta; Magnoliopsida; Cornales; Cornaceae. The coding region runs from base 69 to 1598 and encodes 509 amino acids. The record is from RefSeq and is a predicted model, not a curated record. Gene Ontology annotation, molecular function: ATP binding; ATP hydrolysis activity.